Molecule: messenger RNA, 1301 nt
Organism: Nicotiana attenuata
Lineage: Eukaryota; Viridiplantae; Streptophyta; Magnoliopsida; Solanales; Solanaceae
Product: fatty acyl-CoA reductase 3-like
Exons: 7
Coding region: 8-1084 (358 amino acids)
Biological process (GO): suberin biosynthetic process; long-chain fatty-acyl-CoA metabolic process
Cellular component (GO): intracellular membrane-bounded organelle
Molecular function (GO): alcohol-forming very long-chain fatty acyl-CoA reductase (NADP+) activity
Source: RefSeq, a predicted model, not a curated record
UAUUGCCAUGAAUAUCAAUGUCCUAGGUACCGUCAACGUCCUCAAGUUUGGUAAAAGAUGUGAAAAAGUGAAGAUUAUUGUUCACGUAUCCACUGCUUAUGUUUGUGGGGAAGGGGAAGGAGUUAUAUCAGAGAAAUCAUUCAUUUUGGGUGAGACACUCAACAAAAACUCCUACUUAGACAUUGAUGUGGAGAGGAAGGUGAUAGAAGACAAACUUAAGGAACUUGAAGCUCAAAAUUUGACAUCAAAGGAAGUGAUGAUAGCCAUGAAAGACCUUGGCAUUCAAAGGGCAACUUUGCAUGGGUGGCCAAACACAUAUUCCUUCACAAAGGCAAUGGGAGAGAUGCUUUUAGGACAUUUGAAAGAGAAUUUACAACUUGUUAUAAUACGUCCAACAAUUAUCACUAGCACUUAUAUAGAGCCAUUUCCAGGGUGGAUUGAAGGAGUCAAAACAGUGGAUUCAUUUAUCUUGGGAUAUGGUAAAGGCAUAUUGAAUUUCUGCUUUGGUGACCCAAACACAAAAGUAGACGCGAUUCCAGGUGAUAUGGUGGUAAACUCCAUACUUGCAGCAAUUAUAGCACAUGGAAAGCAAUAUUAUUCUUCUCAAGAAUCAAUAUAUCACAUUAGCUCUUCCGAAAAAAAUCCCCUAAAAUCUUGUGAUAUUCAAUUGUUUCUGUUUCAUUACUUCACCAAAAAUCCAUGGAUCAACAAAGAUGGGAACAUCGUCAAAGUGGGAACGCCUCUGCUAUUUAGCAGCAUGGAUAGCUUUCAAAAUUACAUUUCAACCUAUUAUUGGCCAUUGUUAAAGAUACUAGAGUUGGCAAAUCUAUUAUCAUGGCGGCGUUUUGACAAAACCUACAAAAAUUUGGAAAGGAAGAUUGAUAUGGCUAUACGUCUAGCUGAACUCUACAAACCUUACUUGCUUUUCCACGGCAGCUUUGAUGAUGUUAAUACCGAGAGGUUGAGAAUGGCAAUGAAAGAAUGCAACAUGGAUGAUGUGCUCAGCUUUGAUCCAAGAUGCAUUAAAUGGGAAGAUUACUUUAUGAAUACUCAUCUCCCAGGAGCUGUAAAGCGCAUAUUCUAGGAUUAAUAUACAAGAUUCAUGUGUUAAACGACGACUUUCUCUUGAAUUCUCAAUAAAACUUCUGUCAUAUCUUCUGCAUAUGACAAGAUAUGGGUGUUGUAUGUGCAAUAUAUACUUUUUAAAAUACGAGUAUUUUUCGAUUAGUUUCAUUCAUGUAAAAGUUUGGCAUGGACACAAUUAUAUAGAUCGUUAUGUCUAUGUAUGUGUGAUUACUGAA